AUGACGGUAGCAUACGAUUUGACCCAUCGAGGGUCAUCGACGGCUGCAUCCACGAACGGUCAAGCGCUCGAGGAUCGGUUUGAGGUUCUAAAGGAUAUUGGAGAUGGUAGUUUUGGUAGCGUGGUUCUCGCAAGAGUCCGCUCGGCGGGUUCCAGCGUCGCACGACGAGGCACAGUGAUCGCCAUCAAGACGAUGAAGAAGAACUUUGAAUCGCUGGCACCAUGUAUGGAACUUCGAGAAGUCGUCUUUCUGAGGACACUGCCACACCACCAGCAUCUUGUCCCAGCUCUCGACAUUUUCCUCGAUCCUUUCACCAAGAAACUUCACAUUGCCAUGGAAUACAUGGAUGGGAAUCUCUAUCAAUUAAUGAAAGCACGGGAUCACAAGUGUCUGGACGUAGGGAGCGUGAAGAGUAUCUUAUUCCAGAUCAUGCAAGGGCUCGAGCAUAUUCAUGCUCACCAUUUCUUUCAUCGCGACAUUAAACCCGAAAACAUUCUCGUGUCGACAUCGGCGCAGGAUUCUUCAAACUCUUUCCGACGAUACUCCAACAUGGUUACUCCUCCAUCAACACCACCGAACUACACCGUAAAGAUUGCCGAUUUUGGACUCGCCAGAGAAACCCAUUCCAAAUUGCCAUACACUACUUAUGUUUCUACCAGGUGGUACCGUGCUCCUGAGGUUUUGUUACGCGCCGGAGAGUAUUCGGCACCUGUCGAUAUCUGGGCGAUCGGAGCAAUGGCCGUUGAGAUUGCCACAUUGAAACCGUUGUUCCCUGGUGGGAAUGAAGUUGAUCAGGUUUGGAGAGUGUGCGAAAUCAUGGGUAGCCCAGGAAACUGGUACAGCAAAUCCGGUGCAAGAGUAGGUGGUGGAGACUGGAGAGAAGGGACUCGGUUGGCCGGUAAACUUGGAUUCUCUUUCCCAAAGAUGGCCCCUCACGCGAUGGAUACGAUACUUCAAAGCCCACAAUGGCCAGCAUCGCUCAGUAAUUUCGUCACAUGGUGUUUGAUGUGGGAUCCAAAAUCCCGCCCAACAUCAACCCAGGCCCUUGCACACGAAUUCUUCAACGAUGCAGUCGAUCCGCUGCGACCAAAAUCAUCCGCAUCACGCAUGUUGGGUCGUCAAAAGUCUGACUUGAGUUAUCGCGGAUCCAAGGAUUCUACAGACAUCAUUCCACCGUUGUCGUCGAAACAGUCAUGGUUCAGAAAAUCUUUGAUCGGCCGGACCGAUACAACCAGUCCUGCACCAACUGUUGGAAAAGAAAAUGUCGCUCCUCGACCAUCGCCGCCUGCACAUUCCACCACGGAUAUUCCUGUUGUCAAGACAAGACCGGCCGCUAGUAAGAGGGCCACAUGGAAUAAUGGAUCAUCAAACGCGGCUCCGAUGCCAAUUCUCCCCACGAUUAAACCGAUCUCGCCACUUUCUGAUGCCGUUACAGCACAAGCAAGUAGUCGAACACCUUCAUACAGUGAUGCUUAUAAUGGAGGUCAAAAGAACAUGGACGAUAAGGUUGCAAAGAAGAUUGGACGACAAUUGUCUGUUGCAUCGAAUGGAAACCAUUAUGCCGAUCUCCAUCGACAACAGGCCGAAGCCGCCUUGAAUGGCCAGACAGGACUUGCAUCACCACCAAAUGGACAGAAAGAGAGUUUCUUCUCACAUCUACGGAAACGUGCGCGGAGGUUCUCGGGUCGUCAAUCUCAAACACCAAUGUCACCAAAGUCUAUGGAUAUUGAGGCUCAAGCUGGAUGCGGACCAUGGGCGAGUAACCGAUCAUCGAUGGCCAUUGACAGCAACGGACAAGCACCUAGUCCGGUUCAAAAAGUUGAUACUUAUGAGGCUUUGGAUAAAGCUCUUCGAAAUGUUCAACAAAACCUCGACUCCCCGCAGCACGCACCUGUUCCACCAACACAUAUGGUAACUCCAAACAGUGUUCUCAAGCGGCAUCAUUCUCUACCGCAUCAACAACCAAGAUCGGUAGAUAAUCUUCGUGCAGCUGGUGGACCAGUUUCUAGCAGAACGAGAAGGUCACAGGUCCCGGCGGCUGCCCAUCGACAAUAUGAAACACCAGAUGAGGAGGACGAGUUAUUGGACGAAGCGUUAACGAGUACGCAUAAGGCUAUGAAACGGUUGGACCGGAAUUCUAUGCAAGCUGAUUCCCGUCAAUCACUUCGACAAUCCAAUAGCAAUCUUGGUCUAAACAACCCAUACCCAACACCAUCACCAUCGGCGAGUGGUAGUGCUGUUCUAUUCGGUCAUGGCGUUUCCCAAGUCACGCCAUCAAAAGUUCGAGGUCAACCAAAACAAUCUUCAACACCACCAUAUGACAGCGAAGAAAAUGAGUGGGCAGCAUCUGCAGCAGCAAGCAUCUUUGCGGCUCAAAAUCGAUUUUAA
Glarea lozoyensis ATCC 20868 is the source of this 2388-nucleotide messenger RNA. Its product is annotated as Protein kinase-like (PK-like). The transcript has 2 exons. Gene Ontology annotation, molecular function: protein serine/threonine kinase activity; ATP binding. The record is from RefSeq and is a predicted model, not a curated record. Lineage: Eukaryota; Fungi; Ascomycota; Leotiomycetes; Helotiales; Helotiaceae. Gene Ontology annotation, biological process: protein phosphorylation; intracellular signal transduction. The coding region runs from base 1 to 2388 and encodes 795 amino acids. Gene Ontology annotation, cellular component: nucleus; cytoplasm.